AUGAGCGAAGUCCAGACUGUUGCAAGCCCCGCCGUGGUUGCCAUGUACAAGGCCAUUACGGACUUUGACUGGGUUACUGCAAGUAUGAAUGCUGGUGGUGGCGACGGUGGUAGCGGCGGCGGCGGCGGUGAUGGUGGCGACCUUGAUUAUUCUGAAGGUGGUGAAGAUUUAGGAUUUGAGGGAGAUGCAAAUGAGUCUGAGGAUGGUUGGGAAUUAAGAUUCGAGGGAGAUGCAAACGAGUCUGAUGAUGGUGAAGAUUGGAAUGAUGUCCCAGAAGCGCCUCAAAAGUUGGAUCUUCUUGUGAAUGGUGAGUUAGAGGCCGUAGGCGAAGCUCGCGCCAGUGAAAUUCUCGAGAUGCAUGACCUCGAAAUUGCCGCUUUGACUUGGGCCUCGGAUGCGGCAGUGCCACGUUCUGGACGUGUACUCUUUCGCACGAAUAUGUAA
Wickerhamiella sorbophila is the source of this 444-nucleotide messenger RNA. RefSeq lists its product as hypothetical. Bases 1 to 444 code for a protein of 147 amino acids. The transcript has 2 exons. Lineage: Eukaryota; Fungi; Ascomycota; Dipodascomycetes; Dipodascales; Trichomonascaceae. The record is from RefSeq and is a predicted model, not a curated record.